Messenger RNA from Dimorphilus gyrociliatus, 1389 nucleotides. Lineage: Eukaryota; Metazoa; Annelida; Polychaeta; Dinophilidae. The record is from the annotation of a GenBank genome assembly.
AAUGGGAGUUAAGGAAAGACUUUGUAUGAAUCGAUCUUCGAGAGAAGAACGGCAAAGUAAUUGCGAGGAGACCCAAAACAUCAAUCAGGAAAAUGUAGUAAACGAGGAGCCUGCUGAACCUGGACGAAUUAAAUGGUCGUCGCCAACAGAAUUUAUGUUAACUUGCAUUGGUUACAGCGUUGGUCUUGGAAAUGUAUGGAGGUUUCCUUACUUAUGCUAUAAAUCUGGAGGAGGAGCCUUCCUUAUUCCGUAUAUGAUCAUGAUGGCUCUUAUUGGUUGUCCAGGAUUAUUCUUGGAAUAUUCAUUUGGUCAAUUUUGGGGAAUUGGCGGAUUAACUAUAUUCAAAAAAGUUUGCCCUUUAUUUCAAGGUGGGUUUCUAAUAAUUUUUCUACAACAGCCUAUUCAAUUUUGUCCAUGUGACGACACUUCACCAUAGGCCUUUAACUUUUUCAAAUAAGCAUUUCGAGUAUUUCUACCCAUUUACCAUAAAAUCUAUAUUAAGCAUUUUUGAGGUGAAAACUAUUGUAAAGCCUUUAUGAAUGAAUAUAUCUUUCGCAGCUAACAAGUAUAGCAUACGUGAGGUCAAUGUCAGUAGAGCGUAAUUCCUUAUUUGAAUUGAAUGGAACUGUCUGAUUUUGGCAAAAGCAAAUAAUUCAAUUAGUUUCUCCCUUUCAAAAGCUGAGAUUUGUCUCAUUUUAGUAAAAGAAUUCAAUUAAUAUUUCUCUGAUUCGUAAGCACAAGACUGAAACAUGAUACGAAUAAUUACGAAAGGUUUUCCUCUCUUUGUUUACAUUAGCGGAAGACGACACACGAAUAUAUGAAUGAUUAUACGUCGUCCAUUUUGACAAAUAAGUUGAUUCACUUCCUUCUCUAGUCACGGGAAAAACAACAGUUAAAAGACUUCUUUACAUUUCUUUUGAACUUGUAAAUUAUAUCAUAAAAAGUUCAUUUCAAUUUAAACAUUGAAAAUAUGUCUGAAAUUAUAUCAAUGGAACGCUAAGGAUUAUGCUGUUUUCAAUUUUGCACUGUUACUACAACAUUGAUUUAUGUAGGUCAAAAGCCUUAUUCUCUUUAUAAAAUGCACACCUCCCCUCUCGUAUGCUUUAAAAGCUUAAAAUAUUCUUCUGAAGAUCUUAAAGUGUCAUCAAACAUAUUUUUUUUCGUCUAAUCCUAGCUAUAUCCUUUUUUUUAUUUAAAUAAUAACAGUAGAUGUAUUAAUUUACAAAACCAAAAUUACACUGUUUUAUUGAGGCGGCUAAGUUCAAUCAUUUCAUCCGGUUUUAAUUUACCAUUGUUAAAACAUGCCAUUAAGUAUAAUCCUAUAAAUAUUCGUUUUAACAGAUUAUUUCCGUUUUCCAAGAUUAUUUCUGCUUUGACCUUAAAACUGCG